This is a messenger RNA of Mesocricetus auratus (golden hamster), 945 nucleotides long. RefSeq names its product olfactory receptor 51I1. Gene Ontology annotation, molecular function: olfactory receptor activity; G protein-coupled receptor activity. The coding region runs from base 1 to 945 and encodes 314 amino acids. Gene Ontology annotation, cellular component: membrane. Gene Ontology annotation, biological process: G protein-coupled receptor signaling pathway. Lineage: Eukaryota; Metazoa; Chordata; Mammalia; Rodentia; Cricetidae. The record is from RefSeq and is a predicted model, not a curated record. The transcript has a single exon.
AUGCUAGUCUUGAAUGGUACUCCCUUCCAGCCAGCCACACUACAGCUGACAGGCAUUCCUGGGAUGCAGACAGGCCAAGCUUGGAUUGCCCUGAUUUUCUGCCUCCUCUACUUCAUCUCCAUUUCAGGUAACCUCAGUAUCCUUGCUCUGGUCAUUCGGGAACCUCCUCUGCACCAGCCCAUGUAUUAUUUCCUCUCUAUGCUCUCUCUCAAUGAUCUGGGAGUGUCCCUAUCUACACUUCCCACUGUGCUUGCUACCUUCUGCUUCAACUACCGCCAUGUUGGUUUUGAUGCCUGUCUGGUCCAGAUGUUCUUCAUUCACACGUUUUCUUUCAUGGAAUCAGGCAUACUUCUUGCCAUGAGCUUUGACCGUUUUGUGGCUAUCUGUGACCCACUACGCUAUUCUACUGUACUUACCAAUAGCCGCAUCUUGGCUAUGGGUCUGGGUAUCCUUACCAAAAGUUUCACUACCCUCUUCCCUUUUCCCUUUCUUGUAAAACGAUUGCCCUUUUGCAAAGGCAAUGUGUUGCAUCACUCAUAUUGCCUCCAUCCAGAUCUGAUGAAAGUGGCAUGUGGAGAUAUUCAUGUUAACAAUAUCUAUGGACUCUUCGUGGUCAUUUUCACAUAUGGUGUAGAUUCAGUUUUCAUCCUUCUGUCCUAUGCAUUGAUCUUGAGAGCUGUAUUGGCCAUUGCAUCCCAGGAGCAGCGACUCAAGGCACUCAACACCUGCAUAUCACAUAUCUGUGCAGUGCUAGCCUUUUAUGUCCCCAUAAUUGCUGUCUCUAUGAUCCACCGCUUCUGGAAAAGUGCUCCUGCUGUUGUUCAUGUUAUGAUGUCCAAUGUCUAUCUUUUUGUACCACCCAUGCUCAACCCCAUCAUCUAUAGCGUGAAGACGAAGGAGAUACGCAGAGGCAUCCUCAAGGUCUUCCAUAAAUCUCAGACCUGA